This is a messenger RNA of Cladophialophora yegresii CBS 114405, 1971 nucleotides long. RefSeq lists its product as uncharacterized. NCBI's taxonomy places the organism in Eukaryota, Fungi, Ascomycota, Eurotiomycetes, Chaetothyriales, Herpotrichiellaceae. Gene Ontology annotation, biological process: positive regulation of gene expression. Bases 1 to 1971 code for a protein of 656 amino acids. The transcript is spliced from 2 exons. The record is from RefSeq and is a predicted model, not a curated record.
AUGGCGGACACUGAUUCCGAGGCACCCGUCCUGCGCAAGGACGGAGUGAUCCCUCACCAAGCCGACAAACUCGGACCUAAAUUGGCCGAACAAACAGAGAAACUCGAGCAGGUAUAUCGCAGCGCAGCCGGCGCCGACACUUCCGACAAGAAAGAAAAGAAGGGACCAGCGGGCGGCUUCGAUGCCACGCCCGUACCAAGCGCACCGCCUGGUUACACGGUCAAGAUUACAUUCCACAAAGCGGAGAAUCUGCCCUUUGCAGAUUUUGGCACUCUGUCGUCCGAUCCAUAUGUUCUCGCGAUCCUCCAGACGCAGCUGCCUAAGAGGCAUAAACAGGAUCCAGAUUUAAAGUUGAGGACGCCGACGAUACAUCGGAACACAGACCCGGAGUGGGAGACGGAAUGGAUUGUUGCGAAUAUUCCCGCAAGCGGCUUCCAUAUGAAGUGCAGACUAUACGACGAGGAUCCCGCUGACUCUGAUGAUCGGCUCGGCAAUGCACACGUCGAUGUGCCUCAUAUUGACGACAACUGGAAAGGGUUCUCGCACAAGAAGUUCCAAUUGAAGAAGCGCAUGGCCAGCAAAAGAGCCUACACGCUCCGUGGAUGCGCCGCUCUUAUCUCUAGGAAAGUGAAGUUGCACGGAGACCUUAUCGUCAGUGUGGAGAAUUUAGGCAGGACCGACGCAGAGGACGGUGGUCGCGCGUACACCCUCAGCCCUUUACCAUGGUCGCAACACCACUCACCCUUGAUCGGGCGGAUAACAGGUACCAAAAACACGGAACAAGGCAAAGACGGGAAAGAGGUACAGCGGUAUAACUUCCAAUCCAUUCAAAUGCAAUUCCGCGGGCCCGUCCCGGCAGAGCUCUAUCACCGCUACGUGGAAUUUCGGCCCUUUGUAGCCGGCAUGUUCACCUCGCACAGCAUCCGUGGGCGGCUCCUGAAUCGCGCUUUACACCACCAGCACAGCCGGAUCUACAACUACGAUCGCACGACAAAAUACGGCUCCUUUGCCGAACCGUGCCUCGAGAUGACGAAUCAGUUUCUUGAUUUCGUCCAUUACGACGAAGGAGGACGGAUUUUCACAUACGUCUUGACCCUCGAUGGACAAUUUCGUUUCACAGAAACCGGGAAAGAGUUUGGAAUCGACCUGCUAAGUAAACAUACCAUGCACAGCGACGUGAGCAUCUAUAUCGCCUUCUCUGGAGAGUUCUUCAUCCGACGCGUUAAGCAUGCCAAGAUGCACAAGGACGAUGCAACAGUUGAUCCUCAGAAAGAAACACACCCACCAUCCACACCACCCGACGAAGAACAAAACGACAAUGAGGGAGGUUCGGGCAGACCAUGCACGGGUACAAAAUUAUGUUCGAGCCUAGGUUGUCCGUGUCAAACAAACAACGCACCUUCCUCUCCUUCGCCUCAACCUAACGGCAACAAUAUAAAACCCGAGAAGGACAGAGACCCGACGCACUACCAGCUCAUCAUUGACAACGACAGCGGCACCUACCGGCCCAAUGCAGAAAAGCUCCCUCUUCUAGAGGAAUACCUCAGGGCAAGCCUUCCAGGCCUGAAGAUCAAAACGCUCGACUGCCAAGCCGACGCGGAGGUCCAACAAGCUCUCAAGAAGGAACAGAGGGAGAAGAAAAAAGCAACUGCCGGAGGGAAACCCGUCAUGUACAUGCAGAACCUCAGCUUGUCAAGCUUGAGCAGUUCUGACGAAUCGGAUUUAGACUCGAUGGCCGAAGCCGGCGAGGAUCGGCCCCCGAAAGAAAGUCGGUACAAGAGGGAGAUGCACAAAUUCAUGGACGGGGGACGAGAUGAGCAUCAUGGCGAUGCAGUUGACGAUCAGCAGGUCAACGCGGAGAGGAUUCUCCACGAUCGUGGCGUCGAUGGCACAGCAGAACACGAGAAGGGCGAGCAACAAGCCACCCCUGCUCAUGCUGCGGAAGGCGGCGAUCUGAACGCAAAGCGGUAG